Quercus lobata is the source of this 2586-nucleotide messenger RNA. RefSeq names its product transcriptional regulator ATRX. Bases 233 to 2242 code for a protein of 669 amino acids. The record is from RefSeq and is a predicted model, not a curated record. Lineage: Eukaryota; Viridiplantae; Streptophyta; Magnoliopsida; Fagales; Fagaceae. The transcript has 6 exons.
UGUGGGUUUUGUUUGGCCCAAAAUUUAUUAUGUUUUGUGGAUGGCGGAGUGAAAAGGAAAAGAAGCUUCCUGUCUUCAUUCUCAACGGACCAGAUUCUCUCUCUCUCUUUUUUUUUCCUCAGUGUGAAAGUAAAAGUCCUCGGUUCUGUUACAUGGAGUUUUCCUUUUGAGAGAGUGAAUUUUGAAGUUGGGGUUUUGGUGGGUUUGAGGUUGUUUUUUUUUCUGUUUGAUAAUGCUUAAUCCAGACCAGGAAGAGCAAGAUCAGAGAACAAAUUCUGGCAUGGAAGACUCAUCUACAAUGACUAUUGAAUUCCUUCGGGCAAGAUUGCUGUCAGAAAGAUCUGUCUCAAGAAGUGCAAGGCAGAGAGUUGACGAACUGGCAAAAAGGGUGGCAGAAUUGGAGGAACAGCUAAAGAUUGUGUCUCUUCAACGAAAGAGAGCUGAGAAGGCAACAGCAGAUGUUCUUGCCAUUUUGGAAAGCCAAGGAUUAAGUGAUGUUUCUGAGGAAUAUGAUUUGAGCUCAGACGAAGAAACUUCCCAUGAAUCCAAAGCAGUUCAUAAGUCUACAACAGAAGAGGAGCACUGCUCUUUCAAUUCAAAAGUCAGACAAAAUAAAUCAGGGGAUCUUUCAGGUUCUGACCUUGAUUCUUCUCCAGUACGUGGAAGAAGCUUGUCUUGGAAAGGCCGCAAUGAUUCUCCACGUUAUUUUCAGAAGUACAAGGACUCUUCUAUGAGAAGAAGGAGCAGUUUGGCUUCCACAGAUUCUUCUUCCCCAAAACAUCACUUAGGUAAAUCAUGCCGCCAGAUAAGACGCAGAGAGGCAGGAUCUGUUGUUGAGGAGUUUAAAACAAAGCCUGUGAAGGUUGGUUCUGAAGAAAAUGGAGUGGCCACCUCUUCAGAAGGUUUUCCAAUUUGCUCAAAUGGUGGGCUGAAAGAAGGUUCUAAAAUCCAAGAGAAAGUUGUACAAGAUGGUCCACUUCCAAGUUGCUUAGAAAAUCAUAGGAACGUAGGAGAUAAUGACCUUGAUUGCAAUGGAUAUGGAAGAGACAGAGAUAUGGAAAAAGCACUAGAAGAUCAAGCACAACUCAUUGGCCAAUAUGAAGAAAUGGAAAAAGCUCAAAGAGAAUGGGAAGAGAAGUUCAGAGAAAAUAACAGUAGUACACCGGAUUCCUGCGAUCCUGGAAACCACUCAGAUGUCACUGAGGAUAGAGAUGACAUCAAGGCACAAGCUCCCCACCUGGCUGAGGCAGUCGCCUCCUAUGCUGAAGAGGAAAAGUCAGAGGUGAGAGAUGUUUGCUUCCCUAAAGAAUUGUCCAAAGCUCAGCCCAAUGGUGUUCUGCAACCUUCAAGUGUCAAUAUGGGAGGUACACAGCAUCAGAAUAACAUGAAUAGCUUCGCUUCUGAAUCUUCCACUCAAGAAUUUGCAUUCCCUAUGGCGAAGGAGAAGCAAAAUGAAGAGAGACAAGAAACCUACCAUUAUAAAUAUUCACAUAACUUGCAUAAUGAGCCACACUCACAUGGUUCCCCUGGAAACCAGUCGGUGCAUUCAACUUCAUCUGUUGCUGGGAGUAGUUUCCAAAAGGGCAAUACUUCAGGGAGCCGAAAUGACCACUAUGCAUUGGUGCCACAUCAACCAUCUGAUCAUUUGAGUAGUGUGCUGGAUUCACUUAAACAAGCAAGGGUAUCACUGCAAAAUAAAUUUAAUCAGGUGCCUUUAAUUGAAGGAAGAUCUGUUGCUAAACCUUCUGUCCCUGCCAUGAACCCUGGGGACAGGAUGGAGAUUCCUGUUGGAUGUGCUGGGCUUUUUAGGCUGCCAACCGAUUAUUCAGUGGAAGCUAAUAUGCAAGGCAACUUCCUUGAUUCAGGCUUGAGUACCACAAACUAUUAUCGCAACAAAGGAGUUGCAAUAACUGCAGGUGAUCGAUUUGUCACCGGUCCUUACUUGGAGACUAGAUCUGAUAUUUCUACAUCUGAUCCAUAUUUCACCAGUCGGACGUUGUCAAGAUAUUCUUCUGAGAGGCCACGAUUUGAUCCCUACAGGGAUACAGUCCUAUCGUCUUCCACUAGAUACACAAAUUCAACCCAGCCCUCUUAUCCAUCCUAUCCCACCUAUACUGGAACAAUGCCAAGGAUGCCCCCUAGUGAAGGAUUUUCGCGAACUUUUUCUAGUCGGACAGUUGGGGUACCUCCUGCUGAUAACAUGUUUUAUGAUGGUCAUGGUAGAUCCAAUAUGUAUAUGUAGUAGCUUACCAUAAAUAAUCAAUUAGGUUGUUAAAAUUACAGGUUCACCACUAAGAUUACAGCAUACAUGUUUUGUAGUGUAAUAUUGUUGUAAUGAUGUGCCAUAAAAGUCCAUAUCUGUACCUCUCUUUGGAUUCAGAAUGGAAGUGAGACAGUUUUCCACUUUGUAUAGAGGUAGGGACCAUAUUCUCGUUUGUGUAUCUUGUAUCUUUUUCUCUCUUUUUUCCCUAUCUAAAUUUCUGCUCAGAAACAUUCUGUAUUUCUUUUCAGUCAUCAUUUUUCUUCCCCUCUAUGUUUGGGGGAUAAAACAAAUUCCGAUAUGUCAAAUGUUGGGUAUUCAAUAAA